Molecule: messenger RNA, 741 nt
Organism: Dalotia coriaria
Lineage: Eukaryota; Metazoa; Arthropoda; Insecta; Coleoptera; Staphylinidae
Product: cysteine-rich venom protein VAR7-like
Exons: 5
Coding region: 49-636 (195 amino acids)
Cellular component (GO): extracellular region
Source: RefSeq, a predicted model, not a curated record
ACAUGUAAUUUGUUAGUAGAAAGUUUUUAAAAAUCGAAAUACUACGCAAUGUUUUCCCGAACGUUUAUAUUAUUUCUCUGGGCAGUAUUUGUUUCAUUUGUACACUCACAAUGCCCAGAUGGUGGUCAAAUUUUCGAAUGGGGUAUAAGUGCAGCUGGAAGAAACGUAAUUGUUAACAGACAUAAUGAUUACCGUAGGAUGAUUAUGAACGGGCAGGUUCCGGGACAACCACGCGGGAAAAACAUUCAGAUGCUAUCGUUUGAUGAGCGUCUGGCUCAGGAAGGACGAAAAGUCUCCCGGACGUGCAAAAUGCAACACAUCAUCGCUUCUGAUAGCCGUUGGAGUUGGGUGGGUCAAAAUGUAUACAUCAGUUGGAGUUCCCGGAAUGUUGGGGGUCAGGAUUGGGAAGCGGCGGCGGCUUCAUGGUUCAACGAAUACAGAAACUUCCGGUAUCCAUUUGGAUCCAAUGGUGGCGUGACAGGACAUUACACACAAGUUAUUUGGGCAAGAUCCAACAAAUUGGGAUGUGACUUCAUUCGUUACUUUGACAGAUCCAAGAACAUGUACGCAAAAUUAUAUACAUGUAACUAUGGACCAGGGCAAUAUUCAAAUCAAGCCCCAUAUGAACUCGCCUAAAGUUUAUUUAUGCAUUUGUAUAAUAACAAUAACAUACGAAAUUGUCAGGUUUACGAAAGUAAAGAUUAAAGCAUGAUUCACAUCAAAGAAUCCCCACGCAGAAAA